CUUAUUUUUGUAAAAAUAUAAAGAUACUUUUACAAUAAUAAGUUUAUUCUUAUAAAAGUAUCUUGUUAGUGUUUUUCUAAUAUACAGUAAUAUAAUUUUAAAAUACAGUAAUAUAAUUUAUAUUUUUUAUUAUUUUUUUUUAUUAAUUUUUUUUUUGUUAGAAAGGUUGUUGUACGUAAAGCAGAACUGAUUUGAUAACUGUUACUUUUAUUGACUGUUGACAAUUUCAAGAUGUUUUUUCUUUUUAAUUAUAUAACUUUUUUGUUAUCUUUAGGCCAAUUUGCACAGACUACAGCUUGUAAGUUGUUAUAGAAUAACUUUAAUUAACUAUUAAAGAAAUAUAAAUAAAUAUGUAUUUCUUACUUAUUUAUUUAUUACUUGUUGUGUAUGGAUUUCCCAUUUGCUGCAAUAUUAAUUUUUUAAUUUUAGUAUCUAACUCAUGUGCUACACCUAUAUCUACCUCUUGUGCUACACCUGUAUCUACCUCUUGUGCUACACCUGUUAUUUCUACAUGUGCUACGCCUGUUACAUCUUCAGCUGUUACGUCAAUUCCAUCUGCACCACCUUCAAAUGGUUGGUUGGUUAAAUAUGAUCAUUUAAAUGAGAAAAUGUAUACUCGUGCAACUGAAUACAUGUAAACUCGAGAAAAUGAAUACUCGUGCAAUCUGGUAAAGCAAUUCUGUAUUGUGCUUUCUCUUUUUAAUAAUUCCAUGUAAAAAUGUUGAAAAUAUCAUUUCUAUGUAUUUUCUUUAUUACGUUGGUUAAGGGGAAGGGGGAAAACCAUCUUUCUCCUCAAAUUGUACAUCACUAAUGUAUGUUCUAUAGUAAAACUUCACUCUAUCACCUUUCUCUUUGUUCUAUAUCGCUCUCUCUCAUCCCAAGACUGCACUCUUCUUGAUGUUAUUUCUGAUUAUAUUGAC
This is a messenger RNA of Hydra vulgaris (swiftwater hydra), 920 nucleotides long. NCBI's taxonomy places the organism in Eukaryota, Metazoa, Cnidaria, Hydrozoa, Anthoathecata, Hydridae. The record is from RefSeq and is a predicted model, not a curated record.